This is a messenger RNA of Paraphaeosphaeria sporulosa, 1779 nucleotides long. RefSeq lists its product as uncharacterized. Lineage: Eukaryota; Fungi; Ascomycota; Dothideomycetes; Pleosporales; Didymosphaeriaceae. Bases 1 to 1779 code for a protein of 592 amino acids. The record is from RefSeq and is a predicted model, not a curated record. The transcript has 2 exons.
AUGCCGCUCCAAGCGUCGCGGACUUUGGACACCUCCCGCCGAUCACCAGAGCGCAUGGGACGCUGCACCUCCUCGCCCACUGAAACCUUCAACCAACUCGUUCAAGCUGUCUUGGGCGCCGCAACCCGGCCUAGACCCUACGUCGCCGCCCCAAGCCUCCACCAGCUCUCCCCGGACAUAUCCUUUAUUCACCGCAGCGAAGUCGUCGCACACCAGGCCGCCAUCCGCACCGGCCGCCACUCCCCCGCCCUGGAACACCAAGCUCGGGGUAGCAGGGCCAUAGACGUUGUCGGCUACACGUACGCCCCCGGCCGCCGCGACGCCUCCGCCACCGCGCUGUACGCAGAGGGCAGCACCCCGGGCGCAUAUCUCCCGCCUCCGCCCCCGGAGAUUCCGUCGCCCACACGCGUGCGCUCGCCGUUCCACGGGGAAAGCAUCUCGCUUGCGCCCGUGCAGCGACCCGUGCUGGUGUCGCGGCUGGACCAGCCGCCGUUCGUGCCUGCGCUGCCGGCGAGGACCGUGUUGCGGCCGGCGCGAGAGUGGAGAAGGGUAGGCAGUGCGCCGGAGUCGGGCUGGGAGAGCGUGCUGGGGCAUAGUGCGGUGUAUCGCGCGAAGGGGGAGGGGUAUCGUCCAAGAGUACCGAGUCCGCUGCGUGAACAGCAUGGUACGGAGAGUCUUGCAGGGGGGAGUAGUGGUAGUAGUGGGGAGUGGAGUCAUGGGACGAUGCCGAGGGAUGAAAACGAAGAACAGAGAGAGAUGGGACGGAGGGGGAAGGUCAAUGGGGUGGGGCAGGGGCCCAGGCUGAGAGGUGGUGGCGAGUGGGAGGAUUACUUCUCGCUUCCUGUGAGAGGUGUGGAUUGGGACGAAGAUUGGGUCUCGGACGGGGAUGAAAGGACUCUCCUGGACGAAGGUCAACAGCCCCGGGAUUACUUCCACUGCCAAGUUUUCCCAGAGGGUCACAAACUCGAUAUAUGUAUGCAUCCCACGACCGAAAUUCCCCGUCUCCGCGGCGGCGGCAAACCCAAACGCAAUCGCAUUCCAGCAUCCUUAUUCUACAUGGCUGGCGCUACGGGCAGGAGGCCGAACGAAUCCAUCACGGUCGAUGCGUGGAACAGCAUGAAGCCGAAGAAGAGGAUGGGCGGACUGCUGGGUAUGGCUAUGUAUGGGUACAAGAGUGGGAAGUCGUACGUUCCGGAGACGAGGGAUCAGGAGGUGCAGACGGAUGCUGAGCCUGAGGCUGCUGCCUUGGUGACGGUGGACGUGGGAAUUAGUGAUGAGUCGCCAGCCGUGGAUUCUGCUCGUGCAGUAUCGCCGGCACGGACACCCGGUCUGGAGACGAGCCAGGAUGGCAAUGAGGGGUCCCGCUCGGAAGACGCUCCUGCUUCUGGAGCUGAAGGAAUUGUAGACGCAGGAGAGCCCUCGAGCAGUGCUGCUGAGCCUGAUGCCGACAGGCCCUCUAUUCCCACCGCAGGUAACGUUGCAGACGAUACUCCCGCCGCUGCCCCUCCGGAACCAGCUUCGAAGAGUCACGCCGACGAUGGAGCACCCGCUCCAGAAGCUACUCCUCCGCCAACACCAGACGACGCGGCGAAAGACACACCGAACUCUGGACCAGGUGCUGCUCCUCUACCUUAUCCCACCACACCUCUUUUAGCUGAUGUCUCAGGGGGAAAGAAGGGUGUACCGAAAUCUGGAGAGCCUGUUCAAAUGCCGCUGACGCCAGAGGAGCUUGUGAACAAGGUUGUCGAGGAGAUGAAACGGAAGGGUCUUGUCGGGUGA